Messenger RNA from Penicillium roqueforti, 591 nucleotides. RefSeq lists its product as uncharacterized. The coding region runs from base 1 to 591 and encodes 196 amino acids. NCBI's taxonomy places the organism in Eukaryota, Fungi, Ascomycota, Eurotiomycetes, Eurotiales, Aspergillaceae. The record is from RefSeq and is a predicted model, not a curated record. The transcript has a single exon.
AUGGCAGACAUAGUCGAAAACCCGCACGAGGAGUACAGGUUCGAGGUAUGCCGCAACGAGUUCAGAUCCCCACCCGAUGAAGUGGGGGACCUCGAAUCGGUCGGGCUCUCGAUGGCAAAUACUUGGCGCCUCCUUUUCCUGAGGCGAUAUGGAUCCUGGGAUGACGAUAGCCGAGAGGGCUGGACGGCUUACCAGCACCGCACCGCACACGGCGCGAUCUUCGCUGAGAACAUCACAAGACACUUCGGACCUUACUGGUCCCAGAUCGCUCUGGCGCAGUACGCGUACGACCAUCACAUCGACACCCUCCGACAUGUUUAUGUAGUCAACAUUCAGAAUUUGUACACCUGGCCUUACGUGGAAUCCUGUCUUUACCCCCGUCAUGGCUUGCAAUGGUACGAUGACGAUCAAUACCAGUGCUGGGAAUACGGUACCAGGGAGUAUCAGGAGCUCCUGGGUACCAAGCUGGGAAGGGGGGUGGCGCGUCUGGUUCUGAGCGCUUGGCCGAGAGGCACUCACCGUAUCGAGGCAGUCAUCACGUGGACGUAUGUUGGGACCUUGCAGAUGCGGUUUGAUAUCGAGCGAAUUUGA